AUGGAUGUCAGAUCGCAGGAGCAGAUCACCGGCACGCGCAUGUCAUGGAAUAUUUGGCCCAGCACCAGGCUGGAUGCAACCCGUGUCAUUGUGCCGCUGGGCUGCCUGUACACCCCUCUGAAGGAGACAGAAGGCCUUCAACUGGUGGAGUAUGAGCCUGUGAUUUGCAAGGGGAGAGACUGCGGAGCUGUACUCAAUCCUUUUUGUUACGUGGACUUCCACUCCAAGAGUUGGACGUGCCCAUUUUGUCACACUCGAAACCGUUUUCCUCAGCAUUAUGCAGAUCACAUAACGGAGACAAAUCUACCGGCAGAGCUCUUGCAGAUGUGCUCUACCAUCGAGUAUAUCAUCCCAUCUGUCGCCUGCCAGCCGCCUGUCUUCUUGUUAGUCUUGGAUACGGCGCUCAUCGAAGAAGAGCUGGACCAAGCAAAGGACUCGCUGCAGCAGUCGUUGGCCAUGAUGCCGCAGAAUGCCUUGGUCGGGUUUAUCACCUUCGGUGCGAUGUGCUACGUCCACGAGCUGGCCUCCACGACGCUGCCCAAGGCCUAUGCCUUCCGCGGUGGAAAAGAGUACACCGCGCAGCAGGUGGCCUACCAGCUGGGCUUUGCGUUGAAAAAUGAUCCCAGAGGGACCAUGGGGGCGCAAGCAGCAAGGAGAUUCCUGCUUCCAGUUGCAGAUUGUGAGUUCACGUUGAACUCCUUGCUUGACGAUCUUUCCAGAGAUGCGUGGCCACUGGGAGGGCACGAUCGACGACCUUACAGGUGCACGGGAGCCGCUCUGAGCGUGGCUCUCGGAUUGGUGGAGGCCACGUGCCCGCAGGGAAGCGUGCGCGUCACGCUGCUCGUGGGCGGCCCGUGCAACGUCGGCCCUGGCAUGGUCGUUGGAGAGGAGCUUGCAGAGACCAUUCGAUCUCAUCUAGACCUUCAGAAGGAGACGCCGAAUGCCAAGCACACGAAGAAGGCGUUGAAAUUUUACGCCUCGCUUGCCUCAAGGGCUGUAGCUUGCGGCUUCGCAGUCGACAUUUUUGCGUGCUCUCUGGACCAGGUCGGUCUCUAUGAGAUGAAGGUAAUUUCUGACAAAACUGGUGGAUACAUGGUAAUGAGUGACUCCUUCAGCAUGCAUGUCUUCAAGGACUCGUUCCGAAAGAUUUUCGAGCCCGAUGAGACGGGUUACCUGAAGCUUGGCUUCAAUGCCAAGAUAGAGGUCUUCACCUCGAGAGAGUUCAAAUGCUGUGGCGCAGUAGGCGGCUUGUCGUCUCUGGGCAAGAAAGGGCCCUGCGUCGCAGAGACUGAAAUUGGUGAAGGCAAUACAUGCCAGUGGGUUGCAGGCUCCCUUGACCGCAACACCACGAUCGGCUUCUACUUCGACAUCGCCCAGGCCGCCACGGCAGCAGCGGGCAAGCAAGCCUUUUUGCAGUUCCAGACUUGCUACCUGCAUCCCUCGGGCAGGAAGCGCCUCAGGGUAACCACGGUGUCUCAUCGCUUCACAGAUGCACAGAUGAGCGACAUCCAGCAAGGCUUUGACCAGGAGGCUGCAGCAGUGCUAAUGGCCCGCUAUGCGGUCUUCAAGUGCGAGAACGAGGAUCCCUUGGAUGUGCUUCGCUGGGUGGAUCGCAUGCUGAUCCGUCUUGUCUCGAAGUUUGCUGACUAUCGCAAGGACGACCCCUCGAGUUUUCACUUGAGCCCCGAGUUGUCCAUCUUCCCUCAGUUCAUGUACCACUUGCGGCGGAGCAACUUCCUGCAAACGUUCAAUGCCAGCCCGGACGAGACAGCCUAUUAUCGAAUGCUGAUCCUGCGGGAGAACACCAUGAACUCCCUUGUCAUGAUCCAGCCCGCUUUGCUGCAGUACUCCUUUGACGAGGGCCCGCCUCAACCUGUGCUGCUGGAUGCGACUUCCCUCAAGCCCAACGUGAUCCUGUUGCUGGAUGCCUUCUUCCACGUCGUGAUUUGGCGAGGUGAGAUGAUCCAAGCCUGGUAUGAUGCAGGAUACCAGGAGAAGGAGGAGUAUGCAAAUUUCAAGGCAUUGCUGACAGCGCCCGCAGAAGAUGCCAAACACAUCCUUGCGGAUCGCUUCCCUGUGCCAAAGUUCAUUCAGACCAACGCGGGUGGAUCCCAAGCGCGGUUCCUUACUUCCAAGGUAAAUCCUUCUCAGACGCACAACUCUGGACCGGGUUGGGGCGGUGGGUCCGACUCCUCUGUGGUCAUCACGGACGACGUGUCCUUGAAGGUUUUCAUGGAGCAUCUGAUCAGGCUGGCCGUCCAAUCCUGA
Messenger RNA from Symbiodinium natans, 2268 nucleotides. NCBI's taxonomy places the organism in Eukaryota, Dinophyceae, Suessiales, Symbiodiniaceae. The record is from the annotation of a GenBank genome assembly.